AGGGACAUGAUGGAAAGGGGCCAUGACCGGGAUGCACUCCAGUGCAGGAUUAAAGUGAAGGAGCUGCGGAGUUCCUACCGCAAAGCCCGCGAGGCAAACAGCCACUCGGGUGCUCCCCCCGUGACCUGCCGAUUCUACAAAGAGUUGGAUGCGAUACUUGGGGGUGACCCCACUUCCACUCCAAGCACUACCAUGGACACUUCAGAGUGGGAGGAGGAGGAGGAGGAAAGCAGGAGUGAUGGUGCUGAGGUGGGAGGAAACACCCUGGAAUCCUGGAGGCAUGCAGCCAGGAAUUCUUCUCGAGCCAGGAGGAAGAUAGCCAGUUGCAGCAGCCGGUACUUGGUGAAGAACAAACAGAAGAGCAGGUUCCCAAUGCAACCUUGAGAUCUCAGCUGUCCAUGUUAUCACCGGCUGAGAGACUGCAAAGACUCAGG
Chelonoidis abingdonii (Abingdon island giant tortoise) is the source of this 434-nucleotide messenger RNA. The record is from RefSeq and is a predicted model, not a curated record. NCBI's taxonomy places the organism in Eukaryota, Metazoa, Chordata, Testudines, Testudinidae.